Molecule: messenger RNA, 856 nt
Organism: Geodia barretti
Lineage: Eukaryota; Metazoa; Porifera; Demospongiae; Tetractinellida; Geodiidae
Source: the annotation of a GenBank genome assembly
CAUGCCUAUGUCCCCCUCCCUACCUCCCUCCGUAGUGUGUAGCCUUAUCUCUGUGAUGGGUGGCCCCACCACUGAGUGGCCGUCACUCUCAAUAGUGUCGCGACCGAGCCAACUGGUUCGCCAUAUUAGAUACGACAUCAAACGCAGGCCGUAAUGUAAAUUCCAGUUAUUUCUCUCUAGUGUGCUGACUCAGACCCCACUUAACUCCUUUGCACGAGUUGUAAUUGAUGAUCCAUUCCCCUUGGUCUCUUGUUCUCUCUCUCCAUCACGCAGGAGUUUGAAAAGCAACAAGGUCGGUUGGACAAGCUGGAAAGGAAACAAUCCACGACCAGUUAUCCUUCCCAGAACUCUUCACUUGCAGGGAUGCAGGCCAAACUAGAGCUGACUCAUCGCAGUCUGUCCUCUUCACGCGCCGACUACGACCGCAUUCACCAGCGGAUGAUGCAAGAGCUUCCGCAAGUGUUGGACGGAAGAGUCAGCUACUUUGAGCACUGUCUUCAGGCCGCCAUCGAGGCUCGGGUACUGUACUACCGUGACUGUGUCCAGUCCCUUAGCUGGUGUGUGGAGCAGCUCACUGGCACAUCGGGCGUCGCCGAGGACCACGAACUGCAGACCACGUCCGACAAACUCCUGGACGAGAUCAGAGCUCUAUCUAUAGUCGGAGGCUCCGCCGGCAACGUCACAUGACACACACAGACACAAUGUCUUAUAAUCUUUCCGAUUUUCAUCACAAGUCUUUAGCAUAAUAGUCGUGUUUCGACUAUACCUCUGAUACAUGUGUUAUACCCGCUGGACAUCUUUACUAUGUACAUGUGAUCUCCAACUGUGUAUAUUGUGAGUAUGCUAACAGCAUCUC